Pezoporus occidentalis (night parrot) is the source of this 10694-nucleotide messenger RNA. RefSeq names its product polycomb group ring finger 5 (gene PCGF5). The transcript has 10 exons. The record is from RefSeq and is a predicted model, not a curated record. Gene Ontology annotation, biological process: regulation of transcription by RNA polymerase II. Lineage: Eukaryota; Metazoa; Chordata; Aves; Psittaciformes; Psittacidae. The coding region runs from base 331 to 1101 and encodes 256 amino acids. Gene Ontology annotation, cellular component: PRC1 complex.
GGCGGGGCGCGGCGGAGCUGGCCCGCGGCCCCUGCACCUGUCAGCGAGGCUGCUUGUCCCGCCGCCGGCCGGAGCCUGCCGCGGGCAGGGCGCUGCCGGGAGUUCGGCUGCCGGGCGCCCCGCUGCUGUUAUGUAGGAAGAUGACUCGCCUGGCACAGGAGCAGGAGAUAUGAGCCAUGGCCCUGUGAGACGUCCAGAAUUAAGAGCAAAUGCCUGGAGAAGUCCAGUUGCACAGAGCAGCGCCACAGCUCUUGUGAACCGUGGGCAUCAUCAUCUCUCAGACUUGCUCCUCUGGUCCCGAGCACUCUGCCAGCAUUUCCUACUCCACGAAUGGCUACUCAGAGGAAGCACUUGGUGAAAGAUUUCAAUCCUCAUAUCACCUGCUAUAUCUGUAAAGGCUAUCUCAUCAAGCCAACUACAGUAACCGAGUGCCUCCAUACCUUUUGUAAGACUUGCAUCGUUCAACACUUUGAAGACAGCAAUGACUGCCCCAGGUGUGGCAACCAAGUGCAUGAGACUAAUCCACUAGAAAUGUUAAGGCUCGAUAACACCUUAGAGGAAAUUAUAUUUAAGCUGGUGCCUGGACUUCGGGAACAGGAACUGCAGCGGGAGAUCGAAUUUUGGAAGAAAAAUAAACCUCAAGAAAAUGGACAAGAUGAAAGCCCAAAAGCUGAUAAACCCAAAGUAGACGAGGAGUGUGAUGAAAAUGAAGAAGAUAAAGACUACCACAGGAGUGACCCACAGAUUGCUAUCUGCCUUGACUGUUUACGAAACAAUGGGCAAUCGGGAGAUAAUGUUGUCAAAGGUUUAAUGAAGAAAUUUAUCCGCUGUUCCACUCGAGUGACUGUGGGAACUAUCAAAAAGUUUCUCAGCUUAAAAUUAAAACUUCCAAGUUCUUAUGAGCUGGAUGUACUAUGCAAUGGAGAGAUCAUGGGGAAGGAUCAUACUAUGGAAUUCAUCUAUAUGACAAGAUGGAGACUAAGAGGCGAAAACUUUCGGUGUCAGAACUGCUCAUCUUCGCAAGUCUGCUCACAGGAUGGCACUUUUUAUCAGUCUUACCCUAUGGUACUUCAGUAUCGACCUAGAAUUGACUUCGGUUAGACCAAAGGGCCAGAUCCCACUGAGAUGAAUCCUGCACUAUUUGUUUACCCAUCGACAGAUUGCACAAUGAAUGGAUGUGCCUGGAUUAGGGGGGGACACAACCAGAUUUUCAGCAUGCAAAUAAGGACAUUGUCUUUCUUAAAAUUGUCAGUUGCAUCUCUGUUGUUUUUAUUAGAGCAAGCCAAGUGCCAUUCUGCUACUGAAAUGUGCAUAAGAUAUUUCUUACGAGUGUGCUGCAAAUCAUAGCCAAAAUCAUGACGUGUACAGUCGAGAUUCAAAAACUAUGGAACAUUUUUUGCUUGCGUGUUAGAAAAUUUUUCUGGUCCUAAUAUUGAUUACACUAGCAAAAUGGCAGAGUGCUCAUUCCAUGUGGUGUUGCAGUUUCACACGCUUACUAUUUUACUGGAUAUUGUUGUUUAAACCAUAGAGUACUGUACAAAUAACUAAGGAUUAUACCUUGAAAAUAUUUUGUAUAGAAAAUAUAUUUAGAAAAGUGGUUAUUGGGCCACUACUUUUUUCUUGGUAAGUUUCUCAUGGGUCCAGGUAUAGCUCACUCAUGAGUGUGCAACAGUCCUUUUGCAGUGAAUGAAGAUUAAUUACCUUAGCAAGAGAUGUAGAACAUGGUGAUUCAAAAUGGUAAUUUAAAAUCUUCUAAAUAGAUUCUGCUAAUAUUGCUUAAAAGCAUCGCAGCCUUUGUGAUUGCACUUUUCUGUGGUUUCCCUAAAGACUGGAAUUUGGGAUACUAGCUAAUUUUGGAAAAUAUCUUCUGGUCAGAUUACAUUUCUUCUAAUAAACCCUCCCUAAAAAAUGAAGUUAAAAAUAAUGUAGAUGUCUAUGAAACAAAUAAAUUUCACUAGAAGACCACAACAAAGGCAAAAUUUGACAUAAUUAUUGCCUUUCAUAGUAGGCAUUUCCUUUUAAGAUUAGUUGGAGGUAUAUAAGACAAAAAUAACAUAUAGCUUUAAUUACAUUCUAUAUCUCUUGUGACUACCUGGAGAUUAGAAUUCAUUACAGAAUUUUUCAUUAGUUAAAGUCACAUCAUAAAAUAUUUCCAUGAAAUUAGAGGUAAUGCAAUACUGAAGAUAAGCAGUCUGACCAAAAUAAUUGUUCAGGUCAUUAUUUUUCUAAGACCUGUUAGUGCUGGAUAAAGUGAUUGUUGCCUUAGGUAUUGCAAGCGUGAUGGUUCUAGUGUAGAACGUUUAUUGGGGUUUCUGGUAGUGUUGCAGGGAGCAUGGUAAUGCAUAUGUCUUCUGUAGUCUUCUGUUGUCUUUGCUUAAAAUUCAGUUGAGCUUUUCACUUUAAAUUCUAUGGAGAUACUUACUUUUAUGUAAUUUCUAUUUAAUGCACACCUGCUAGUAUCAUAGAUAACAAUUUACUUUGUGAGGCCUUUUGCAUACAGCAAAAAGGAGCCAAAUCAGUUUUUCAGAAGCUAGAAUAGAGUGAACUAAUUCUCCUUAGGUAAGACAAAGUGAAAAUUCUAUUUUGGGAUCAAGUAUAAAAAAAAUAGAUGCAAGGCUGUAACUCCUUUGUGAAUUUUUGUUCAUGUACCUUAGUAUGUUUCUGUAGGAGAACUAAGCAUGCUCUGGAUAAAUCUGCCCCCUCUAAUGUUAUUAGGAGUUCUAGCAUUGAUGACUUGAGGAAUCCAUAUGUAGUUGGGUUGAAUUCUACCCUUGCACUCCAAAGCCCAUGUGACAUGCAGAAAUAAAGAUGCAGUCAGUAGCAGUCUGUUUAGGAAACCUGCCAUUGCAGGUCAAGGUUGCACAUAUUGUGCAGAUGCCAGUGAAACCUGGGCUAGCAAAAUGUCAAGGCAGCUGCUGCUCCUUACUGCAGGCAUAGUGUGCUGACUGUUACAGGCACUGCUUUGCCCACACUGUAGAUAGGUGCAUGUGCUGGCUGCAGGAAACGGUCAUCUUUUUGCCCACCCAGUCUAUGAUGUGCUACUUGACAGAAACAAGAAGAUACUCCGUGUAGGGAGGGCCCUUCUCUGCAGAAUCUGUAGGGAAGCAGAGAUUCUUUGUGUGUACAGAGGUCCUCCUCACGGAGCAGCUUGGAAGAGCAGAGCAUGCAUUCUAAUUGCAAAGCAUUCUUCUCUUUAGUAUACACAGUUGUUUUGUACAGUAGAAAUAAGAUAUUAUUUGUAAAUACUUACAUGCACAUACAAAUGACACCUUACAGUUUUUAUAUAUUUCACGUGUUUUUAUACCAGAAUCUUCACUGUAGAGUCACUUGACAUAAAACGCUUAUUUCAGUUUAUCACAAAACUAAUGGUAGUACACUUAAGUAUGAUUUCUGCUUGGUUCAGGGGACAUUUUUUUUCUCAACAGUUGUGCUUACUGUUUUGACAAGUUUGAGCAAACUUGUUUUAAAAGGAGAAAACCAUCGAUUUUUAAUCCAUUUUAAGUUACCUUACACAGAAGUUUUCAUCCACCCAACAGACCCCUGAAACAGGACUACUUUAUACUGUUUUCUCAAUGGCAACUAGUAGAAGAUUUGACUGUUUAAUGGCUUUCUGUAUUCACAAUUCAGAGAACCAUGAAUUCUUUUGAUUGGACAUGGGUACUGGUUUAGUUCAUGAUAUUAUCUUGAUGCAACUUAAAAGCUAGAUUGCAGAAGGCAAAUCUUCAUUUUAAGCAUGGAAUAUACAGACAGAUACAAUUUAAUGUUCCCAGCUGAGAAUCAUGGCAUUAAAUGCAUAUGAUCUAGCCACCUACACUUCAUGCAUUUCUGAUUUGAUGGCACAGUGCCUGAAUGCUGUUACAAUUUAAUAGGUUUUGUAGCAGUAAAGUGCCAGUGAAGUAUGUAUCUUAACUGGGCAGCUUGUGUGACACAGGCUUUGCCUUCUUUACAGGAUGUUUCUCUCCCAUAUACUACAUAUGUGCCAUGUGUCUACAGAUAUGCAUAUUUAAUUCAUCUGUGCCAAUUAGGAGUAUCUGAACAGGAUAGGAAUAUGCUAAUGUGUCUAUAGAUUUCUGUGUGUGCCAAAGAUGGGGUAAAGUGAGAUGAGUACCUAAGCAUUCCAUUAAAACUGCACCAUAUGCCAUCUUAGAGCAGAUGACUGUAUACAGUCACACUUUCUGAGCAUUUCCAUGACAAAGUGUCAUAACGGCAUGCUUGUAAAGAAUAAGAAUAUAAAAUAAGUGUUGCUGCCACUAUGUUUCUAUGGCUUUCCCAUAUUGGCAGUACCUAGCUGUAGAGGAAGAAGACCUAAAAAAUUACACACUACUACCUAACCUUGCCAUCUCUUAUUUAGUAGAUUUGGUGUUCGGUUUUUUUUUUUACCGUAAAAGUGAAAACCUUCUAUCUGAUUUUAACUCUGGAGUAACUCAUUAAUGAAAGUCAUAAGUAACUUUUUGUUGAGCUUAGCUGUGUGCUGCAUUUGUCUAGGAAUGAAACAUAAAUUAGAAUUUACAGAUGAGAUCCUGUAAUAUCUUAAAUGGUAUGGAAUGAGAUGGUUAAUCAAGAAAUGUAUCUUCCACCACGCAUUACUACACUGCUCAUAGCUAAGGGCCUAGUCCUAGAAACAUAUUUUUAUUUGGAUGAAAUACCAAAUAAGAUUACUACAAUAAUCUUAAGUGACUCAUCACUAUAGUAGGUACUGUUCACAUGAAAGCUUCUACGAUUUGGGUCCUAGGAGUAUGCAGCGCUAUAUUGUGCAUAAUCAGCUAGCUUGCAGUUAUUAUGCAAAAAAAAAAAGACAAAAAGUAUUACUUUGACUUUACUGAAAAUGUUAUGUAAAGCAAAGUGCCUGGUUAUUAAUACAUUUUAAGCCCAUUAUUUGCAUUUGGCAGGGUAAUAUUUGCUUCUGUAUUUUAUCUAUGAUCUGAAUAGUUUCAGCAAGAAUAUUUCAUAAACAUGCUGUAUUGAGAAGCUUUCUUUCAUGGGAAACAAGCAGAAAAAGAAAUGUGUUCUGUAACAUAAUUUAAAAUUGAACAAAAAACCCUCUCUCAGUAGAAACUAUUAUGAAAAGAAUUACUUUUUUAUGUGAAUUAUUUCAUUUUCUGAAUGCAGAACCCUUGAAUUCUGAAUCUCUUGUCUUUUUCUACGUAGGUUUCAACAGUUCGACUUGACUUUUCUCUUCUGCAGUUGUCAAAAACUGUUCCAGUAUAUCUGCAGGAGAAAAGAGAUUGAUCAUAUUCCUUUUAGAUAUAAGCUAGGCUGUUGUUCCCUGCUGCAGACAAGGCAAUGGUCCAGAGUUCCAUCUCAUCUCUCCCAUGUAUAAUUGUUAGACAUGACUUUGUAAGAAAAGUAAACAAUUUUUCCUUCUCUGCUGUUUUCUAAAAUAACAACAUAGGCCAGGGUUUAGUCCUUUCAUUGAAUCAAUCGCUGAGUUGUAUUGUCCCUUUUGUGGGGUUUUUUUGCAUUUUUAUAUCACUGAAAACACCAAGAAGCAUUCACUCCCCACAAAUAUUCUUGUGAAGACUUGCAACAUAAGGAAUAGCUUCCAGCUCAGACAGCCACUGUGCCUGCUAGAAAUACUAGAGAACAAAUCGUUGUUCAAAGCAAGCCCUGUGUCUCAAAAUAAACAGAUUGAGCACUGUUUAUAGAGGGGCUACAUAAAAUACUGGUCAAUUACAUGGACUGAUCAAACUCAUUUUUAUCCUGGAAAAGACUAAAGGCAGUUAAAACACAUAUUCUUAUCCACAAUGAAUAUAUAAACAGAGAUGUUUAAAUCAAGAGCUUGAUCCAGUUUCUUCACUUAACCUAGCCAGGUUAAAGGUGUCUGCUUCCAUCAAAAAUGCAUAUAUCAUGCAGAAUAUUUGCCCUCAUUGUACUUCAUGCUAUGUUAAUUUAUUGUUAUCUCAGUUAAAAUGUCUAUUCAGGCACUCUCUGUCCUGUAAUUAAUUCUAGGUUCUGACACAUCUUUUGCCCAUUCCUAUACACCACGCUAUUUAAUGCCCACCAAGUAAAAACACUGAGGAGUUAUAAAGGAGAAAUUGCACAGGAGGAGUCAGCUCAUAGGUUUCAUUCACCAAGCAGCUCUUGCGGAUUUCAGCAAAGUUUUCACAGUUCUGCAGUUUGAAUCUUUUCUACCUAGUUUGAGCAAGUUAAUGCUUCCAUGAGGUGUUCAGCUAAAGACACUUCUUUGAGGAGUGCUUGCAGUCUACUGGAGCAUGUUCCAGGAUGUGUUCCAAGACACAAGGGGAUUGAUUCACCCUAAAGGAAAUGUGAAAAGCCUCCAACUGUGCAUUUACCACUAGUUUUAUCAUAUAUGGAUAGUCAGGCCUUCAGACCUCAGCUGAAACAUCCUUCUGGAAGGAUGUCCUCCAAAAAAUGAUCUUGUAAUAUAUUUAUUACCAUAAAUAUAUUUAUGGUAAUAUAUAAGCAGAUCUGUGCAUUUUUUAAGUUACCAUCUACUCUGGCUGUAGAGCAAAUUAAAACAUCAGAUUUCAGCAUAAGAAAAUGAUUAAUUAAUUAAUUCCUGACAGAUUCUUCCAUCCAAGGUAUGUGCCAUAAAUCCUCUGAAUUUAGGUAGCUGCUACAAUCGAGUAAGGACAUUGUUUCAUUCUCUAGCUCACAAUUUAGAUCUGUACAGUUUUGGAGUGUAGUAGUGAAAUGGAGGAGCUGUGUGGACAGGUGGAAAUGUCUAGGCUAUCUUUUGUAAUUGCAGUAAAAGGCCCAGUUCUGUAGGCACAGGAUAGAGGAAACAGUCUAGAAUGAAAGAUGUCUGCAAGUGGAAGUUUUUGUCAUCACAUUAAUUUCAACCAAAGAGAGGCAUCAUUUUGACUUCACAUGUUUAUCUGAACCAUUAAAUGUAGUUUUCUUUGAAGUAACUUCUAUAUGUAUUUUUAGCAAAUGCUUCUAACAAGGUUAAUAAUGUGACAGUUGACAGGAUGAGGUGAACAAAGUAGUUACUGUGCAUUUUCCUUUUUCUUCAUGACAGUGAGUGGAAAGCGAAGUACAAGUUGAGAGUAAGUUGCUAUACAACAUUACUGCAACAGUAAAACAUUUGUGCUGCUAGUCAAAAUACUGAGGUUUGUAUUAAUAAUUGAUUUGUAGUAAAGAUGUUUAUUAUCAAAGUGCAAGGCAUAUAUUUUAUGAUGGUAUUCUACUCCUAAAAUUCUGGUUUGUAUAACAUUGAGUAUAGUAGACUUUUUUGCUGUUCUCUCAUUAACCUUGAUGCAGUAAAAUGAAACACUCUCCCUUUUUUCUGAAAAAUAAUCCCAUACUAAUUGAUUUAAAAUUACUGUUUGUUGUCAGAUACUUAGUUUUGUUCGUUAAAAAAAGUUUGGGUUUUUUUUUAAUAAACUAUUUUUAUGGAUAAUCUGAUUGCCUAAUAGUUUUAAGGGACCUAUUUAAUACCAAAGGUAAAGCCACCCAGAAACUGACUUGGAAUACAGUGGUCUAGAGUUGCACCUGGAAUCAGUCAAGCAGAGCUUAACCGGUGGUAGCUGCCUGUGUCACCAAGCUGAAAGGUUAGGCACGCGUAGCAGUUUCCAGGACAAAAUAGGAAAGGAAAAAAGCCAGCAGGAGUAGCCUAAAGGUUGAGUUAACAGAGUAGCUCUUUGAGUCGUAGCUCAUGUUCCCAGUGAGAAGCACAAAGGCUUGCAUUACUGAUGUGUCUGCUAUACCUGGCCCGUGAACUAACAAAAAACUUCAGUGCGCUGUCAAUCCUGUAAACCUUCCAAAGCACAAAAUAUUCACCAAGCUACUUUGGGGUUUUCUAGUUGUAGUUCAGUGAUAUUUUGGAGGGUGGAAAGGACAGACUGGGAGGAUAAUGAGAAGUUGUUAAGUAUGUUAUACAGAUUUUUAUAGAUAUUUUUUUAGCAAAUGGCAUCGCUGUCCUUGACAUCAGACUAUUGAUUAGCAAGAAGUUGGUUAUUUUACUUGUGCAGUGUGUAAUAGAAAGAAUGAAGAAAUACAAAUGUCUUUAUUUCCUUUUCCAGGAUAGUGAUUAACUAAACUGGAAAGUAAUAGGACAGUUUAAUUGUUUAGCUGACUACAGUAUUUCAUUCUAAAAACUUACUGAUCGUAUUUUUUUUUUCUCAAAUACAAGCUUCUUAGAAUAAACAUGAAGCAAUGCAUCAUUUUUUCCCUUAUUGCAGACUUAACUAUUGAAAGGAAAAUAUUUUGCAUUUUUUAAAAUUAAUGCAAAGCCUGAAUUGUUGGAUGUUCCAGGCUACUGAAGAGAUGAUAAAGAGUUACUCUCAAUGGAUUUUUUUAGGGAUGGGGGCCUAAGUGUCCUUAUAUAAGCUGUGAUCCAAGUUACAAUUAAGAAAGGAGCCUACGGUGAGCAGUAAUAAUGUUCUAAUGCUUCCUUGCAUUUGAUCAGUAGUUACCAGUUUUAAAUAAAGCAGCCCUCACAGUACUUAGGAGCUCAUAGAACAUAUUGUGAUGUUAUGUUGCUAAUUUCUUUUAAAAUAUAAAAUGUUUUAAGCUUUUUGUCAAAAGUGGUAACAUCAUAUUACAACUAAACCUUUUUGUGGUUGUAAAAUUUAGCAUAUAAAUCAUUCAAAUUGAAGUGAAAAAAACACAGGUCAUUGUUAAUGACAGUCUAUCCUACUAUUAAGAAUAUAUGUAUUUUUGUAAAGGAAAAGCACUUGUAGAUAUUUAAUCAGUCCAAUAUCUAUCUAUGUUAAUGUUUUGGAAAAAAAAAGGAAAAAAGAAAACAAAAUGCUGCUUAGAGAAUCACUUACAUAUUUUUAUUUUUUGUGCUCAAAUGCAUUUUCUGUUGAUUUAUGGAAUGUUUAUUCUGUGUGAAGCUGUAUAGUUAGUACAGCUGGGCUAAAUGCAUUUCUUAAUCAAUUGUAUCUGACUAUGAUAAUAUAUUUGCUGUCCGAUCAGAAAGCUAAUUGAAAAACAUAGACCGGUGGUGCUGGUUUUCAUCUUUGAUAUUAGCUUCAUCCUGCCUUAUAACAUUUCUACUUCAUAAUAAUUAUAAAGAAUACUAAUAUUUUUUGUGAUGUUUGUGUUUUAAUGGAUGUUUCAGGGUAUCUUUGGUUAUUCAGUUGAAUCUUAUUGUGCUUGUAAACACUUUCAGAAAAUUGUGGCAAAAUUUCACGGCAGCUUCCCGGAUGGAAAAACUACACCAAAUUGGUCAAGUUUAAUACUUUCCUUACAAAGGAAACUACUGCUGGGUACAUGCAUGGACCAUGAUUGCAUCUGUAAGGUUUCUGAGCAUUUGUACAAAUAGUAUUUUUAAAAAUCAGAAUAGCUCAUUUCUUGUAAUAUUUUGCAGUUGUUUGCAACCUCACUCAGCUGUAUUUUGAUUCAACGUAGUGCAUUAACAGUUUCAGGGAAAAAAACAGCAACAAACAAACAUUAAAGCAAAGAAUUUUCUUGAAAUACAGUAAAAAGUAGCCACCACAUUUGUUUGUAGUUAUUAUUAUACAAUCCAAAAUGUGUUUACUUAUUUCAGUGGGAUUCUACAGGGGUCUGCUCCAUGGGCCUGACACUAGAGUUAAGCUCUUCAGCCUGACCUCAGUGGAGUUACUUUCUUUAGUUAUCUUUGUAAGUGAGACUUGGAAUGACCCAGAGUUCCCACUUCCUCACUGAAUUUCCUUUCAUGGGUGGCUAAUAUUGUUGAAAUUUAAUCUUAUGAUUUAACCUUCCCAUAAGAAAAUAAGGUUUGCAUUGAAUAUGUACUCUAGCAGUAGAAUUCAGCUUGCAUUAAUUGUCAAAUUGGGAGGAGAAUUUCCCUCAACUAUCAACACUUGUAAUGGCACUAUCUCAUUAAUAUGCAUGCUUCACAAAGAUUUGCAGGUGAUCAGAUUUUGAUGUGGUUUAUUAUUUGAAUACUGUCAAUUUUUUUAACUUCAGUUAAGAGCUGAUUUCUUUAUUUGUUGUUGGGAGUCAACAUCUCAGAGUCCACAAAGUAGCCGUUUAAAAACUUAAGCCCUUAUGAGCUGAGUACAAUACCAGUAUUGCAGCCUUAUAUCUUUUAAAGAACCAAAUAUGUUCUGGAUUGAAGUAUUUUUCAAAAGCACUGUAAAUUUCACCCUGUUCUACCAAAGGAAUGACGUUGUUUUGUUUUUUUUUUAGUCCGUGCUACAGUCCUUAGAAGCUGAGUGUGGCCCUGGAAAAAAUGAGACACCUAUUACUGAGUUAACAUCAGUGAGCAGUUUUGCAAUUAGGUAAGGGAAGUGCUGAUAGUCAGGGGUGUCCUGCCUCUUGAUGUAGAGUGAAGUGUGCCUGUUCAAAGCUGCAUCAACAUUUGCAAGCAAGAUUUAUUUUAGAACAACGGCUCAUGCAAACUGUGUAAAUGGACCUUUUGUUUUGAACAUAACUAUACUGAUAUGUAAUGACGGUUCUAAAUAUGUAACUACCUGUAUGGCUCAGUACUGGUGACAUGAAAUUGAUCCAUGCUAAUGUCAAGAAUGUUCACAGCACCUUUGUAACAGUGGAAAACAAGUGACAAUUUGAUCUGACCGAUAUGCUGCAAGAUGCCUCUAGCCCAGCUGGAUUAAUUUUAUGAAAAAUCUAGAUGAGCAAGAAGUAUAACUAAUCUGCUUACUAGCACUGAAUUGCUCCUUUCUCAAAGCAAUAAAUAUAUUCAUGUUGUAACAUCUGUUGUGCAGCCUACAAUACGAGUUGUUUUGUUGCAUUGUUUCUAUAUAAUUUAUUUUGUGCAAUAAAAAAUCUCUGGUUUUAUCUGA